Colletotrichum gloeosporioides is the source of this 1065-nucleotide messenger RNA. RefSeq names its product putative zinc-type alcohol dehydrogenase-like protein YdjJ. NCBI's taxonomy places the organism in Eukaryota, Fungi, Ascomycota, Sordariomycetes, Glomerellales, Glomerellaceae. The record is from RefSeq and is a predicted model, not a curated record. The transcript has 2 exons. Gene Ontology annotation, molecular function: oxidoreductase activity, acting on NAD(P)H. Bases 1 to 1065 code for a protein of 354 amino acids.
AUGUCUACUCACAAAGCCCUCGUCAUCCACACGCUGCAGCAGCCUCCGUCAAUUAUUGAACGGCCAACUCCAGUUCCAAAGGAUGACGAAAUUCUUUUGAAAGUAUCGAUUGUUGGAUUGAACCCCCAUGAUGCCUCAGGAAAAAGAUACGGGUUGUUCAUCAAAGACAACUUGCCCUCGCCCCUGGGAGUAGAUCUCGUUGGGGAAAUCGUUAGCUGCGGCCGCGAUGUUACCCAAUACCAGAUCGGCGAUCGCGUUUUCGCGUUCGGCAGUCCUUUUUCUGCGGACAGUACUGGCACUCAAGAAUACUGCGUCGUACCAGCAUGGCAGUCAGCCCCGCUGCCGAAGGCCAUAAGCGCUGACGAAGCGGCGACUUUCCCGCUGAACGCCAUGACCAUGGUAUUUGCCUUGUUUCACGAGACUGGCUUGAACCUGCGCAGUCCUUUUGGUGCCGACAAGGAUGAAUGCGACUACAGCGCGGAAUCAAUCCUGAUCAUCGGUGGUGGGUCUGCUACAGGCAACUUUGGCGUGCAGAUGGCUCGAUUAGCGAAGUUCGGAAACAUCAUUGUGGUGGCAUCGAAAGCAAGAGAGUCCCAGCUUAAGGCUCUCGGGGCCACGACUGUUAUUGAUCGCGCCGUGGACGAAUCUCAGAUUGAGAACCAGAUCAGGGACGUGGUCGGAGAUGAUCUGGUUUUCGCUGUGGACUGCGUCGGGCGCGGCCCAGGCGGGCAGACAUUGGGCGCCAAGGCUCUUUCCAGCCGCAAGAAAGGGGUUUUGGCCGCGUUGAUUAAGCUUGGCGACGUCGACGAGUCUCGAAUCGGGUCAAAGUUUGCUGGCUACGUUCGCAACCAAGUGUUGUGUCACACGACGAAAUAUCCGCAUAUCACAAAGGAAUUUUGGGGUGCACUGCCAAACUUGAUCGAAAGUGGUACCCUGCAGCCGACGACUUUUCAGGUUGUGGACGGUCUGGACGUUGAGACGGUCGACAGUUUCCUCGACAACUACAGUCGCGGUCUUGGACAAACAAAGCCUCACUUCCACUUAGGGAAUACCUUCAAACAGUGA